This is a messenger RNA of Suillus clintonianus, 1132 nucleotides long. RefSeq names its product kinase-like domain-containing protein. The coding region runs from base 97 to 1050 and encodes 317 amino acids. Lineage: Eukaryota; Fungi; Basidiomycota; Agaricomycetes; Boletales; Suillaceae. The record is from RefSeq and is a predicted model, not a curated record. The transcript is spliced from 3 exons.
CCCUCAAAGAUGCAAGCCGUGCCAUCAUUAGAGUUGAAGAUGACAGACCUACACCAGAGGUUAUAGUGGACAAGAAACUCGGCGAAGGGGGCUAUAAUGAGGUAUAUCUGGUAUCUUGGGAAACUUUCUGGCUGGGACGACUCUACGAGAUCCAAGUCUUUCGCUUUGCGCCUUCCGAAAGCAGAUUCUCUGCUGCCUCAUCAGAUAUUAAAUGAGGUCGCUUCCAUAUCCAUGAUAUCCGCACGUUGCCCCAAUAUUCUAGUCCCUAAGAUAUACGCAUCCAGCGCCGAAGGACCGAACCCAUUUGUCGCUCAAGAAUACAUUGAUGGCGAACCUUUGAGCACUAUAUGGAAUCGCUAUACCGAGACGGAGAAACAUUCCGUUGCGCUCACGAUCGCCGAGAUAAUUGUUGACAUGGGGGAGACGCGUUUCAGUGCUAUAGGCGGGUUUGUUAGUGGCACAAGCACCCUUGGACCGACCGUGGAGGGAAGCAAGAUAUUCAAGGGACGGGACAAAUUUCAUUCCAAUAGAUGCUACCCCAUCGGUCCGCACAAAACCACAAAGGAAUAUAUUCUCGCUUGCUAUGACAAAGAGAUAUACUACUAUACCCAUGCUCCCGCGUCCGAUAUCGACUCAGACCUUUUCGAACACACGUCUCUUGAAGAUUUCGUACAGCACCUCCGAGAUAAGAGACGUGAACUUGAGACUAGUUUCGUUGCCGAAGACGAGCCAUUUGUGCUCGUGCAUGGAGAUUUUCACGGUCGAAAUAUCAUCAUGCAAGGUACGCGGGUGCAAGCUGUCCUGGAUUGGGAGUUCGCAGGUGCAUAUCCUUUGGGUGAGCUGUUGGGAGGGAUGGGAGUCGAUGUCUUGGAAGUCGAGGACGAAGAAUCAGACGCGGAGAAUACACUGUGGAGCAGGGAGAUUGUGCGUAGGGUCGAAGAGACGGCCAGACAAAGAGGAUGGGGUAGGAAAGAGUUGACAUCAUUAUUGGGUAACGGAGAUCCCAUCCUCGGGUAUGCAAGGGUAGAAAUGUUUCCGGCUGAACAGUGAGUUGGGUAGUUCUUUUCUUUUCAACUUUCAUUAGUCCUUUAUGACGAAUCCGACGUCGCGGUUCUUCACCCCAUCACUAGUA